Miscanthus lutarioriparius is the source of this 1020-nucleotide messenger RNA. The record is from the annotation of a GenBank genome assembly. Lineage: Eukaryota; Viridiplantae; Streptophyta; Magnoliopsida; Poales; Poaceae.
AUGCUACUCCUGCGGUUCCGGCCAGCUCCCCUGUCGCUGAAGCUGGCCUUCACCAUCUCCCUCACCGUCUCCUUCUCCGUCUCCUGCUGCGCCUCCUCCUCCUCCUCGUCCUCGCCCGGCACAUCAGCCAGCUCCCCGCAGGCCGUAGCCGCGGACCUCCUCUCCGUUCUCGCCGGCCCGCACGCCGCGGCGCGGGUGCCGGCGGCGGAGGCCUCGCGGCUCCACGCCUGCCUCCGGUUCCUCGCCCCCGCAAACCCCACGGCCUCAAAGGUAUCGUCUUGGAGCCGCGGAGGGCCCCGGAAGUUCCUUCUGGAAGGUUGCGAUGCGGGGGCGGCGGAGGCGGACGAGAUGGUGAUGUGGCCGCCGGCCCCGGUCUUGGAGCUGGCGCGGCUGGCCGUCGACUCCGGAGGCGAUCCCGGUGCCAUCCACCGCGCGCUCGACCCAACGAUGCUGCCGGUGCCAGAUGUUGAGGCGGCCCAGAAGAAUAAAUGCGAACUCACAAGAACACCAUAUGGGAGGCGGUUUGCCAGCGAGGAGAUCAAUUCAUAUUUUGCAUUCUUGUUUGAAUUGAUUGUGGCACGGGGACCUUCGGUUGGAUUAAAUGUAUCCCUGAAUCGCUAUGAUUUGUUCCAUGGCCAUCUUUUCCUUGCAUCUGAAACAGGACGGCUUGGAAUUCUGUUCCAUGCUAAAGAAUACCCAGCAUUUAAUAAGGAAUUGUUUCCAUAUUAUUUGGGAUAUUGCCAAGCAGGAUCUAGUGUACCAUAUGAUGAUUCUAUGAAUUUGCGCAAUGUCCUUUGGUUAGCACCUUUGCCAUCAAAUGAGACAAAAGCUUGGUUAGCACCAGGAGCAUUAGUUGUCUUGGACGCACAUCCUGAUGGAAUUAUCUAUCAAGAGAUGAUACGUGACUAUGUUCAAAUUGUAAGAACAGUAUACGAAGAUGAUCUUGGGGAGGUCGCUGUUGAUGUCAAUUAUCUAAAUGUGGCAAAUGCAGCUCCCGUAGAUAGAGUUUUCAUUUGCUGA